GGACAGAAACGACAACUCCCCGAAGCCUCAGCGCUCGGUGCUCGAGGGCGGCGUUCGCGGCACAAACGGGGGGACCGAGCCUAGAGCCAAAAGUAGAAAACUAGAAUACACAGUGAUUUUGGACUACAUUUCCAAAAAGGGAGCAGGCUCGGAUUAUCCUCGGUAGCACCGGUCACUCACAGGGUCACCUUUGAAGGCUUGAGAAACCCUGGCCCUGCCGGAACUCUACUUCUCCACUUGGAAAGCUGACGGUCAGGCCCCAUUCUUCCCGGCCAGCCCUUCCUGAAGAACCGAGACACUUGUCCCCGCCCCUUGCGCGCCUGCGCACUCGUGCCGCGAUAGGCUAUCUGGAAGCUUGGAGAUUUGAAGGCUGGGUGGUCGUCAGAGCCGUUCGCGGCGGGGUCGCGCGGAGCCCGGCUUUGCUGUGGCCGCUGCUUUUCGGAAAGAAACGAGUACGGGAAGGGCCGGAUUCUGCGGACCGGACUUGGGGGUGGGUCCUGGGGCCUCGGACUACUGGGCGAUUCCUCCAGAGUGAGGAGACCCGGACCGGGUGGAUAUAAACUCGUGCGGCAGUGACGGGGCCGGGCCGGGUUUGUGGGCGCGGCCUAUUCUGCAAAGCGAGAAUUGCGGUCCUACGCUCCUCGGGGUCCUACGCUCCUCGCUUUUCUCCUCAACCACCUAGGCCCGGCGGUAGAGGGCAGUCGGAGGUGGAGCCCCAGAAUAAAGGUCCCCUGAAAACGCUGGAGCUAGAUUCAGGGCUGACCUCUGAGGUCCGGAGUAUCCGCUGGACAGAAGACAACGCGGUGGGCCGUCCCACGGGCCCUGCCAGUCUCCGGAGAAGGCCUUUGAAGUGAAAGGAAUCGCCUCGGCGCCUCGGCAAGCCAGGUUCUGUGGACACUCUGAAAUGUUUGGCUGAAUUUCUGAAGGAUUCUCACAACAUGAAAUAGACCAGUCUGCUUUGUUAUGCCAAAAACUUCAUUUGUCCUCCUGAUUUGGGUAUGUGAUACAAACCGUUAGAGAACAAGAUAAAGAUCACCUGGGAUAUCAUCAAGUAGAGCUCUAGCUUCUGUGGACUCUGCUUCUCUAGUAAAUGGCCUUUGAGGAAAACUGACCAAUUCUUGGAAUCUAAAAUCAUGGCUCAUCAUUUGGUGAUGUUCAGAGAUGUGGCCGUAGACUUUUCUCAGGAAGAGUGGGAAUGCCUGAACUCAUAUCAGAGGAAUUUGUACAGAGAUGUGAUACUAGAGAACUAUAGCAACUUGGUGUCAGUGGCAGGAUGUUCCAUUUCUAAGCCAGAUGUGAUCACCCUACUAGAGCAAGGGAAAGAACCCUGGAUGGUUGUGAGGGAUGAGAGAAGAAGAAGGAGCCUUGAUUUAGAAUCCAGAUAUGACACUAAAAAGUUAUUUCAAGAAAAGGAUAUUUUUGAAAUGAAUUUAUCUCCGUGGGAGAUAAUGGGAAGAAUUAGAAGUUGUGGCCUUGAAGACUCCUUUAUCAGAAAAGAUUAUAAAUAUAAAAAGUUUGAGGGACGAGAAAAUCCUCAAGAAGGAUAUUUCAGGCAAGUGAAAAAAAUGCCCACCUACAAAAAACUCACAUCUCUUACUCUGUAUCAGAGAAUUCAUAAUAGAGAGAAACCCUAUGAAUGUGGGGACUGUGGGAAGGCCUUUAGAGUGCGCCAACAACUUACUUUCCAUCAGAGAAUUCACACUGGUGAAAAGCCCUAUGAAUGUAAAGAAUGUGGAAAAGCCUUUAGACAGUGUGCCCAUCUUAGUCGACAUCAGAGAAUUCACACUUCUGACAAACUCCUCGAAUGUAAAAAAUGUGGAAAGAUCUUUACAUGUGGUGCAGAUCUUCGAGUACAUCAGAGAACUCAUAUUGGUGAGAAGCCCUAUGAAUGUAAGGAAUGUGGGAAGGCCUUUAGAGUGCGAGGACAACUUAAUCUCCAUCAAAGGAUUCAUACUGGUGAAAAACCCUAUGAAUGUAAGGAAUGUGGGAAGACCUUUAGGCAGUACGCACACCUUACACGACAUCAGAGACUUAAUAUUGCUGAGAAGUGCUAUGAGUGUAAGGACUGCGGGCAGGCUUUUUUGUGUAGUACAGGCCUUCGAGUACAUCACAAACUUCAUACUGGUGAAAAACCCUAUGAAUGUAAGGAAUGUGGAAAGGCCUUUAGGGUGCGGCAACAACUCACUCUCCAUCAGAGAAUUCACACUGGUGAGAAACCCUACGAUUGUAAAGAAUGUGGGAAGACCUUUAGUCGUGGCUAUCAUCUGACUCUCCAUCAGAGAAUUCAUACGGGUGAGAAACCUUAUGAAUGUAAGGAAUGUCAGAAGUUCUUUCGCCGUUACUCAGAACUUAUUUCACAUCAAGGUAUUCAUAUUGGAGAGAAACCCUAUGAUUGUAAGGAAUGUGGGAAGACCUUUAGACUGUUUUCACAACUUACUCAACAUCAGAGUAUUCAUUUUGGUGAGAAACCUUAUAAAUGUAAGGAAUGUGAGAAGACUUUUAGACUGCUGUCACAACUUACUCAGCAUCAGAGUAUUCAUACUGGUGAGAAACCCUAUGACUGUAAGGAGUGUGGAAAGGCCUUUAGACUUCAUUCAUCACUUAUUCAACAUCAGAGAAUUCACUCUGGAGAAAAACCAUACAAAUGUAAGGAAUGUAAAAAGGCAUUUAGACAACAUUCCCAUCUAACUUACCAUCAGCGAAUUCAUAAUGUAACUAAGUAAUUAUAGGAAAGCCUUCUACUGUGAAUUUUGUGUUAAAGGGCAUUAGAAAAUAAAUUCUAGGGGAAGUUAUUGAAUAUAGGAAUCCCUUUUGCUUCAUGCUUAGAACUCAGCUAAAUAAGAGGUUUUAUUUGAAGGAAAGGAUAUAUUAAUUUCACGAAUUUGUAAAAGCCUUUCCUCAGCAUUAAAAACCAUGUUAAACUUCAGGAAAUUUGUUCUAGAAAGAAACUCUUAAAGGAGUAACUAUAGGAGAGCUUUUGAUCUUAUCUAUUGUAUCACAUCUAUUCUUCCCAUCUAUAUAAUAUACCUGUGGAGAUUGCUAGGGCACCUAACUCAUCCCAAAAAUGAUAAUUGAAAGGAAAGUCAUUUAGCCUGCAUUUCCUAUUGAACUGUAUUUUAGGGCAACUAGAAGUUGAUGAGCUAAAAUUCUUUAUUAGAGUUUUGCAACACAUAAUGAAAUAGUGGAUCUAGGCACAAUUCUCAGUAGAGGUUAAGACCAGUAGAUACCCAUCAAUUGAUUUUAAUCUCAUGAAAAGUAGGAUAAAACACUUUGUACCCCCAAUGAGUUACAAUAAAGCAUAUGCAUCUUGCCCUCAAAUAUUGAACCUGAAUCUAAGCAUCAAGAUCUAACUCCCACUUUAGAGAAAAUUCAGGGAACAGAAGAACAUGAUAGAAGAAGAAGCAAUUAAACUAAUCUAAAAUGUGAGUAAUUCUACAAGAUGAAUGACCUAGCUUCUCAAGCAAUAAAAUGGCAUUGAAAAAGGGGAGGUGGAACUCUAAGAUAUUAAAUGAGUCUGAAGAAAUGCAUACCAAUCAAAUGUAAUGAAUUAGAUUCACGAGUUGAACAAACAUGUAAAGACAUUUUUAUAACAAUUGGGGAAAUGGGAGUAUGGACAGCAUUAGAUAAUAUUUAAAAAUUAUGUUUUUGUUAGGUGUGAUAAUAGCAUCGUGGUUAUGUAAAAAUGUUAGAGGUAAGUUUAUACACAAGACGAUGUUAAUGUCUGGAACUUUUAAAAAAUGCUUAUGCAAAAGAAAAAUUAGAAUGGAUAACUUGUUUGUCAGAGUGAUGGUAAGAUGUGUCUUGGGUACAUGGUUUUUGUUUAUUUUGUUUUAUUUUCUCUACUUUCAUGUAUUUCAACUUUCCCAUAAUAUUAUUUUAAAGAUAAAAUUAGCUAUGGUAUUAUAACCCAAUUGAAGUAAAUGAUUUUUUAAAAGUUACUACAUAACAAAAUUUGUGGAUGUUGUCAAAGCUCUGCACAUUGGUAUAUUAAAUAUGCUAUAUCAUCUUUGGGAAAUAAAAACUGAGGGUUCAGAUUUUAUCUAGUUUACCUGUUACUACCUCUGUUACCAUGCCUGUCCCAUAGUACUUCAUAUGUUUAAAGAAUGAGUUUAAAAGCAAUUACUACACCUAAAUGUGGAAAUUAAUGGACUGGACCUUCAGUGUUUAAUAAGAUAGUUACCAGCAAUAUGUUGAGCACUCAUAACUGAGCACUUGAAUUGUGGCUAGUUUGAAUAUUAAAAUGAUGGUAAACUGUAAAAUA
This is a messenger RNA of Mustela erminea (ermine), 4261 nucleotides long. RefSeq names its product ZFP30 zinc finger protein (gene ZFP30). The transcript has 8 exons. Gene Ontology annotation, biological process: regulation of transcription by RNA polymerase II. The coding region runs from base 1134 to 2723 and encodes 529 amino acids. Gene Ontology annotation, molecular function: DNA-binding transcription factor activity, RNA polymerase II-specific; RNA polymerase II transcription regulatory region sequence-specific DNA binding. Lineage: Eukaryota; Metazoa; Chordata; Mammalia; Carnivora; Mustelidae. The record is from RefSeq and is a predicted model, not a curated record. Gene Ontology annotation, cellular component: nucleus.